Molecule: messenger RNA, 4202 nt
Organism: Oenanthe melanoleuca
Lineage: Eukaryota; Metazoa; Chordata; Aves; Passeriformes; Muscicapidae
Gene: UBE2J2
Product: ubiquitin conjugating enzyme E2 J2
Exons: 7
Coding region: 188-1006 (272 amino acids)
Source: RefSeq, a predicted model, not a curated record
UUCCCGGAAGCGCCGCCCCGCGCCGCCAUCUUGGCAGGAGCCGUGAGGGAGCCGCGGCCGCCGCCGCCCGUCCCGCCCGCUGCGCCGCCAUCGCGGCCCGGCCGCCGCUCCCCGCCCGCCUCCUUCCCUCCUCCCUCCCUCGGCCGCGGGCAGGAGGGGCCGCCCGGGGCUUGGCGGCCGCGGAGAGAUGAGCAGCAGCAGCAAUAAGAGAGCCCCGACCACGGCCACGCAGAGGCUGAAGCAGGAUUACCUGAGGAUCAAAAAGGAUCCAGUGCCUUACAUCUGUGCUGAGCCCCUGCCCUCCAACAUCCUGGAAUGGCACUACGUGGUGCGAGGGCCCGAGCUGACCCCCUAUGAAGGUGGAUAUUACCAUGGAAAAUUAAUAUUCCCUCGAGAAUUCCCUUUUAAACCUCCCAGUAUUUAUAUGAUCACACCCAAUGGAAGAUUCAAAUGCAACACAAGGCUGUGUCUGUCCAUCACGGAUUUCCACCCUGACACCUGGAACCCAGCCUGGUCAGUCUCCACCAUCCUGACAGGGCUGCUGAGCUUCAUGGUGGAGAAAGGGCCCACCCUGGGCAGCAUUGAGACCUCUGAGUUCACUAAAAGGCAGCUGGCUGCACAGAGCUUAGCAUUUAAUUUAAAAGAUAAAGUCUUCUGUGAGCUCUUUCCUGAAGUGGUGGAGGAAAUGAAACAAAAGCAGAAGGCCCAGGAGGAGCUGAGCUCCAGACCUCCCUCCCUGCCGCUGCCCGACGUGGUUCCGGACGGGGACGCGCACUUCGGGCACCACGGGCACGCGCUGCUGAACGGGCACGGGGGGCUGCAGGGGCACCCUGGGGGGCUGCAGGGGCACCCUGGGGGGCUGCAGGGGCACCCCGGGGGGCUGCAGCAGCCCCACAGGAACCACGGACUCUUGGGGGGAGCCCUGGCGAACUUGUUUGUCAUCGUGGGCUUCGCCGCCUUCGCCUACACAGUCAAGUACGUGCUGAGGAGCAUAGCCCAGGAGUGAGGGGACACGGCCCCAGUCCCACUGGGGUUGGGGGAACAGAGCUCCAGGGAGGGAGGUUGGGGGUUUGUGGGGUCACAAGGCGAAGAGAUCCUUUGGUUUGUGGAGUUGGGCUCCAUCUGUGGUUGGAAAUUGGAAAAUCUUCAGUAAAUUUGUAUUCCGUUGAGUUUUCAGUUCUGGAUCAAUGGGGAAUUUGGGGUUGUGCCCUACUUGGGUCCUGGUGGGAUUUUGGGGUCAGAAGUCAAAGAUUUGGAGGGAAGAUCCCUUGGUUUGUACAGUUGGGCUCCAACUGUGGUUUGAAAUUCAAAAUUCUUCAGUAAAUUUGUAUUCCAUUGAGUUUUCAGUUCUGGAUGAAUGGGGAAUUUGGGGUUUUGGCUUUUCCUGGGUCCUGGUGGGAUUUUGGGUUGAGAAGUCAAAAUGUUGUUGGGGAGACAGUUGGAUUUGUAGAGUUUGGCUCCAACUGUGGUUGGAAAUUGGAAAAUCCUCAGUAAAUUUGUAAUUCUGUUGAGUUUUCAGUUCUGGAUCAAUGGGGAAUUUGGGGUUUUGCCCUGCUUGGGUCCUGGUGGGAUUUUGGGUUCAGAAGUCAAAGAUUUGGAGGGGAGAUCCCUUGGUUUGUAGAGUUGGGCUCCAUCUGUGGUUGGAAAUUGGAAAAUCUUCAGUAAAUUUGUAAUUCUGUUGAGUUUUCAGUUUUGGAUGAAUGGGGAAUUUGGGUCAAAAAUUUGGGGGUUUUGCCCUUCGUGGGAUUUUGGGUUGAGAAGUCAAAGAUUUGGAGGGAAGAUCCCUUGGUUUGUAGAGUUGGGCUCCAUCUGUGGUUGGAAAUUGGAAAAUCUUCAGUAAAUUUGUAUUCCGUUGAGUUUUCAGUUUUGGAUCAAUGGGGAAUUUGGGGUUUUGCCCUACCUGGGUCCUGGUGGGAUUUUGGGGUUAGAAGUCAAAGAUUUGGAGGGAGAGAGAUCCUUUGGUUUGUGGAGUUGGGCUCCAUCUGUGGUUGGAAAUUGGAAAAUCUUCAGUAAAUUUGUAAUUCUGUUGAGUUUUCAGUUUUGGAUGAAUGGGGAAUUUGGGGUUUUGCCCUGCUUGGGUCCUGGUGGGAUUUUGGGGUCAGAAGUCAAAGAUUUGGAGGGGAGAUCCCUUGGUUUGUAGAGUUGGGCUCCAUCUGUGGUUUGAAAUUCAAAAUUCUUCAGUAAAUUUGUAUUCCAUUGAGUUUUCAGUUUUGGAUGAAUGGGGAAUUUGGGUGGAAAAUUUGGGGGUUUUGCCCUUCCUGGGAUUUUGGGUUGAGAAGUCAAAGAUUUGGAGAGAAGAUCCCUUGGUUUGUAGAGUUGGGCUCCAACUGUGGUCUGGAAAUUGGAAAAUUCUUCAGUAAAUUUGUAUUCCGUUGAGUUUUCAGUUCUGGAUGAAUGGGGAAUUUGGGGAUUUGACUUUUCCAGGGUCCUGGUGGGAUUUUGGGUUGAGAAGUCAAAAUGUUGUUGGGGAGACAGUUGGAUUUGUAGAGUUGGGCUCCAUCUGUGGUUGGAAAUUGGAAAAUCUUCAGUAAAUUUGUAUUCUGUUCAGUUUUCAGUUCUGGAUCAAUGGGGAAUUUGGGGUUUUGCCCUACCUGGGUCCUGGUGGGAUUUUGGGUUGAGAACUCAAAGAUUUGGAGGGGAGAUCCCUUGGUUUGUAGAGUUGGGCUCCAACUGUGGUUGGAAAUUGGAAAAUUCUUCAGUAAAUUUGUAAUUCUGUUGAGUUUUCAGUUCUGGAUGAAUGGGGAAUUUGGGUGGAAAAUUUGGCUUUUCCUGAUUCCUGGUGGGAUUUUGGGCUGAGAAGUCAAAGAUUUGGAGGGAAGAUCCCUUGGUUUGUAGAGUUGGGCUCCAUCUGUGGUUUGAAAUUCAAAAUUCUUCAGUAAAUUUGUAAUUCUGUUGAGUUUUCAGUUCUGGAUCAAUGGGGAAUUUGGGUGGAAAAUUUGGGGUUUUGCCCUUCCUGGGUUACAUUGAUUAUUUUGAGUUGAGAAGUUAAAGCAUUUUUGGGGUGACUCUUCAUUUUUAAGACUUUGAGUUCUCCAUCUGUGGUUUGACAGUUGAAGAUCUUCAGUAAAUUUUUAUUCUGUUGAGUUUUCCAAUUCAAGAUGAGUGAGUGGGAAAUUUAGGUUGAAAAUUUGGGGGUUUUGGAUCUUUCUGGGUCGUGGUGGGAUUUUGGGUUGAGAAGCCAAAACAUUUUUGGUGACCCACUUUGAUUUAUAUUUUUAUUCCAAAAAUGGGGUUUUGUGUCCUAAAAAUGGGGUUUUGUGUCCCAAAAAUGGGUUGUGUGUCCCAAAAUUGGAUUUUUGUGUUCCAUAAAUUGGAUUUAUAUCCCAAAAUUGGGUUUUUGUGUCCCAAAAAUGGGUUUUAUUGUCCCAAAAAAUUGGUUUUGUGUCUCAAAAAAUCGACAUUUUGGGCUCUGGGAAGGGAAAAAUUCUGAUUUUGGAGUGGGAAUAACAAAGGAGCUGCUGCAGAGCCAGAGGUAAAACCCCAAAUUCAGGGAGGUUCAAAACCUGCUUCAGGUUUUGCUGAAAUUCUUGGGGAAAAAAAAAACCAAAAUUCCUCUGGAAUUCUGGAAAUGUUUUUGCUCCCCAACCCCAAAAUUCAUUUGGGAUUCAUCUGUUGAAAUAAAACCUUAAAUUAAAUUAAACUCUUCAAAACCAUCAAAAGCCCAAAAUUCCUCUGGGAUUCACCUGCUGAAAUAAAACCCCAAAUUUUGUAUUUAAACCCCAAAAAUUCCCUGGAUUUGGAGGAAGGUUUGAAGCAUUCCAGGUGCCAUUUGUGGGAUCCCUGUGGAUUCCAGGAGUUGGGAAUUUUCCAGGAAAUUUGGGAAUUUUUAUUCCUGUUUUUUUUUUUUUUUUUUUGGAGGGGGGGAGGUUGAUUUGUGUUUUCCUGGGAAUUCAGGAUUUGAUUUUCCUCUUCCAAAAAAAAAAAAAAAAAAAAAAGAGGAAAAAUUAAAAUUUCCAGGAUAAAACCUUGGAGUAAAUCCUUGACUUUCCAAGCUGCAAUUCCAUGGAUUUCUGAAAAAUUUCAGAAUUUAAAGGUUGGGAUUUUUUUUUUUUUUUUUUUUCCCACAGAAAUCUUCAUUUUUAAUAAAAAAAAUUCCUGAAUUUUGGGGGGAAGUUUUUCCCCCUUUUUUUCCUGGAGAUUCCAAGGAGUGGGAAUUGCAUUGUAAAGUGGUUUAUUCAUAAUAAACAUCCAUGAAAAAUCGA